UGGAGCUAUUCAUCAGAUCAGAUUCUAUAAAAUCCCUCUCGUGGACGAUCGGGAUCGGCGUCAUUCUUGUAUGGGUCGCAACAACAAUCUAUGGCGGGACCGCGUGCGCGAAAACAGCGUCGUGAGGCAGUUCGGCCCCAAGACCAGCAUCUCCGAUAACUUCAUGGUGCAGAGAGCCAUGAUCCCCAACGUCCUGGGCAUCGUGAGAGACCCCGACGGCGGCACCACCGUUCUGUCCUCGACCAACAAGGACGACGGGACAAACCUGCCGGUGUUGGUCGUGUCCGAAUCGCUGUCGGCCGACGAUUCCCCUCAGGAGGAGUCGAGCGACAUCGAGAGCGGCAACGUCCCGGAUCCCGUUCGGAAGUACAUCGUGCUGCCGACGUUCAACGUCAACAUGGCGGACGCUGAAGUUCCCGUUCCCACUGAAAGCGAAAUUCCCACCGAAGAAGUGGAGUCCAGUGAGCAGAAGGGCGAGUGGCCCGACGCCUCUGACAUAAUGCGGGGCAUGACCUCCCACAAGAUCAGCGUCGACAGCCUCGGAGCCAGCCUCGAAGAGACCGGCGAAAAAGCAGAAGACAGCAACGUGUCUUAUUUAACCAUUCCAAACCCCACGGCUCCCAGGAGGCCGUCCACAGCUGACAUCUUCAUUGAAAAAUUGAAGGUGGAGAAAGUAGAGGGCGGAGGUCUGAGCAUCCAGGGCGUGUCCUUGGCGUCCAACUGUCACGUCACCCUUUGCGUCUUCGGCACUUUCUUCCUCGUGGCUGGGCUCAUCCUCUCCUACGUUAGCUUCAGUGUUAUGUCGCCGGAGGAAAAAGAGGAGCGAGACAGAAUCCUUGCAGGAGGAACAGCACCGCCAAACCCCAGGAAGAAUGCAUCGAGUGUGACUCAGAUGCGAAAAAUCGGGCCAGCCUUUAUCUGUAUAGGCCUACUUAUGCUUAUCCUCGGUAUCUCCUUCUACGCCUUGGCCAAAAAGAUCUCCCGAGACGAUUUAGCCCAGCGGAAGAUUAUCUCACAACGUCACCUGAGCCAACUGGCGGACAGCUUCAGACAUCGAGGGACGUCUCCCAUGCACACCAUCGCACCUGCACCGCAUGAACAAUACCCGAUCUUGUCCGUCCGUCGUAAUUCCUGGUGGGUUGACCCGACGCCAGUGGAGGAGCCCAUCAGUGUUGAUGGAAAGGAAAUCGCUAUCCAGUGCCCUUCGCCACUCGGGGACAUCCAGGGCCUAAUUUCGCCGCCGCCGGUCAGUCCCGUUCCCUCGGAAUGCGGGGCAGAGCCUUAUAGCGACAUUGCCUGCUUCCCUCAUCCGCCUGUCACAAAAACAAACUCUGAUCCUUCAAUGCAUUCAUCGGCCAGCCAUCACGGCCGCGACGCCAAUAGUGCCCACGUCGGGGGGCACAGUCAACCCUCGAGCGCCUCCACCCACGGGAGGUCACACUCCGGAAGUGCCUCAACGGUGCCCUUUAUACAGGUGACUGCGGCCCAGACAUCAUUUUCAUCCGCAAACAUCAUUCAAUUACCUCGUCUUUCUCGCCACUGCUCCAAUCGGACUGAUAGCCGACCCACCACUGCCGAAACCAGAUGAUUGCCUGCCCAGGACCCGUCAUAACAACAAGAUCCGGGACGGGUCAGAGAAACCGACAAACGGCUGAGCCGUACCUACAGAAGGAGGACUAUCUUGCAACGAUUCUGGAUAGUGCAGGAUUAGACGAUGCCGCGCACUUGGUCUAACAAGUCUCGACGCCAUCUUGGUUAGUCCAGAGCCACACGAGCGGAAGUCCCCAGUCUAUAUAUCUUAAGUUCAGUCCCUUUCUCGUCAUCUGCAGAAGUCAGUGUCGCCACUUUUGCAACAGUGAACUUCUAAAAAGUGCCGUUAGCAACUGCAGUGUAGAUAAGUACUUGUCGUAACCCUCGCGGGCAGCUGGUGUAUCAAAAGGACUAGCUUUCGGCGUGACGCAAAAAAAAAAAAAAAAAAAAAAAAAAAAAAAAGAAACUGCUGUGUUAUUCACUCGGUGGUGUUUCUGAGCUGUGAUUGGGGUAGUUCUUAGCGCGCUAUAUGUGAAUCAUAGAUCAUCUAUAUUAUAAAGAUAAUUGAAAUUCAUAAAUUACCUAAUAGAAACCUCUAAAUAUAUAAAUAUACACCUAUAUAUAUAAUAUAUAUAUAUAUAUAUAUAUAUAUAUAUAAUAUAUGUAUAGAUAGAUAGAUAGAUAAAUCAUUAUAGUUUUGGAUAGGAGAUAGAAUGAAGAAAAGCUAUAAGACUUCACUAAUUUUUUUUACAUAGGGACAUGAAAUCAUAACUUGAUUAUUUGUUGCUUUCACGGCCUCACCAAUCUAAAAUUUCUUCGACCGUGAAACAAAACAUGAAAAGGCAUUUCCAAAGGACUGCAGAAGGAACUCUACAGUGAUGCAACGGGAAUACGCUGAUGAAGGUAUUUAAGGAAAAAAGAAUAGUAAAUUUGAACCAGAUGUGACCUCUAUUCUCUAUUUUUUUUUCCAUCUGUCCACCCGCCAGUGGUGUUUGGGUAUGGUAACAUUGCGUCCCGGGCUUUAGAUAGUUACGCUAUGUGUAAGUUUUAGGUAAAUAAAAGGAUAUCUGGGUGUACAUUUGUAACUGAAAAGUGUUUUGAUAAUUUACUGUAUGCGAAUUACACUGUUAAUAUUCGAAAUAGGAUAUUGUUAUUAUUGUUGAAUGUAAGCUGAAUGUGACUAUCUAAAGGCCGGGACGCAGUGAUACCAUACGCAAAUACCACAGGCGGAUGGACAGAUGAAAAAAAAAUAGAGUAUAGAGUUCACAUCUCGCUAGUUCAUCUGAAAUAUCUGCAUCAAGAAACCAUACAUUUUUGUUCUGGUCUCAGCAUUGGGGAACAACCGCGAAAUAUAUUCAUCUUUGGAUGCUUACGUCUAUAUGUACUUUCAUAUACUUUGCUACGCUUAAUUUAUGGACUAUGUUCGAGAGAUUAUAGUUUAAGAAAAUGUCGUGACGAGCAAUUUCGUGAGCACUCACGCUUAAUUCAUGUCAUGUACCUUAAAUGAAAAUGUUUGUCAAGUUUAUGAACAGUGAAUAAAAAGUGAGAAUAUUAUUAACAGCCGUGAGGUGUACUCACGGGAAAAUGUACAUAUAUAUAUAUAUAUAUAUAUAUAUAUAUAUAUAUAUAUAUAUAUAUAUAUAUAUAUAUAUAUAUAUAUAUAUAAUGUAUGCGUCUGUGUGCCUGCGUGUACAAAUAACAAGACUACAUGUAAAAUAAUGCCUAUUCAGUAAUAUCUGAAUGUAUAUAAUGUUCAUACGUAAAGCAUAUGCAGUUCUUACAAUGGUUAGAAACGAAAUAUGUCUAAAGUAAAUAAAAAGCACAUGUACAAUAUGUAACAAUGAUCAAGAAAAUGUUCUAGCGACAGUUAAAGAGACAAAUCCACCCACGAAUGUUUCACCUGCGGAGUUACCCACGAAAGCCACCACCAACGCAUUUUCUAAAAAAAUGUUUUACAACCCCACGCAGAGAACUUACGAAACCGAAAGUAUUCGUAGUAACACAUUAUGUAAUUGCAGUCGAGUGCAUUAGUCCAAGGGCGUUAUUUUGAAACUAUGAACCGAAAGAGUUUAAUUCUAAGUAAAUUAAAGGUAUCGUUAUAUAUUGCAUGAUAUUUGUAUACAGUAUAUACUGCGUUCUUUCCAUUAAUAUUUGAAUUCAUUUGAACAGUUUAUGGAAAUUUAAAAAAAAAACGUCAGGGUAACUUUGUAUUUUCUCUUUAUCGCAUCUUGCUUCACUUAAAUUAUUGGUAUCGCAA
Molecule: messenger RNA, 3787 nt
Organism: Macrobrachium nipponense
Lineage: Eukaryota; Metazoa; Arthropoda; Malacostraca; Decapoda; Palaemonidae
Exons: 9
Coding region: 71-1588 (505 amino acids)
Source: RefSeq, a predicted model, not a curated record